This is a messenger RNA of Halichondria panicea, 1144 nucleotides long. RefSeq names its product integrator complex subunit 15-like. NCBI's taxonomy places the organism in Eukaryota, Metazoa, Porifera, Demospongiae, Suberitida, Halichondriidae. The record is from RefSeq and is a predicted model, not a curated record. Bases 193 to 1044 code for a protein of 283 amino acids. The transcript has 4 exons.
GCCUUGACUACAUGCAGUGCCAAUGCUGACCAUAAGACUACUAUUAACAGUGCUGACCCAUGCGAAUGGGGUGGUUGUUUGAUACCCAACCCUCCUCUGCAGGACACACCCACAAAUGGCAAGUUUGGCUGGUGUCCUUUGCCACGAGUGCAGAGUGCCCCAACUUCCUCAACUAACUGCACUGCUAUCUGGAUGAGGUUUCAUCCCACUGAGGCUGCUGCUCUUGUGAAAACUCUCUACCAUGAUUUCUGCGUACUCCUCCCAGAUGCAUAUGGUCCAUUACUGCAACUGCCCACCACCUCUCCGCACUUUGCCCAGCAGCUGGCCCUCUCAUUCACAUCCUUGCAUUCCUUCUACAGUGUCACUAAAACAACCAUGGAUUUGUCACAGCCUAAUCCACCAAUCAGAAUUCUUCAAAUUGUUUACCAUUGGCUAUCAAUGUAUCCAAACUUACUCUCUCCGCCUCCUCUUCUCAACAAGGAGAUUUCCGAACUUCCACUAGUACAUUCCAAUUCCAUCAAUUUUGAUUCCGAAUUCCCAAAGCCUGUACUACAAUGUUUGCUACCUGGACUAAUGCAGUGGUGUGUUUUGGCACCUCUUUGUCCAAACUAUCCGACUAUCGCUAAGAAGACCAAAUCUAGAUCCAAUUACAGCAAAGACUCAAGAGAUGAACCUAUGGAUACCUCAAGUUCAAAGUCAUUGGACGAUAAAGACAUGCAAAUGAUAUUGACGUCAUUACAUGCUGAUCUACUUUCAAGUAUUCUCUCACUCUCAAAGCCGGUAACUUGCCAGAUGUCAGGAAAGGAAAUGGCCAUGCUGAUUGCUAACCUGCUUGGGUAUUACAGUCACAGGAAGCAACGUGGUGAGGAAGAGAUGGCAGAGAAGAUGGAAGAGUGUGUGGAGAGGCUGGCACAGCUGCUGCAGAUAUCUCUAUCCUCUGGGCUGCUCAACCUGAGACCAGAUGACGUUUCCGGGUUAGCUUCUACUCUCCCCAAGAAUAGACUGUUACAGCUUGUCAUAGCACGUGUUCAACAGCAGAUUUAGUCAAACGUUGUCUUGUCUUGCUUUGUUUACGCUUGUUGUUUGUGCUUAUGACUAUAAAAUCAUCAUUAUAUCUCAAAAAGUUAGUACACAUUAUUAUAAA